Molecule: messenger RNA, 1974 nt
Organism: Lotus japonicus
Lineage: Eukaryota; Viridiplantae; Streptophyta; Magnoliopsida; Fabales; Fabaceae
Exons: 7
Coding region: 1-1974 (657 amino acids)
Source: RefSeq, a predicted model, not a curated record
AUGUUCAGACAUCAAACUGGAGGAUCCAUAAAUAUUUAUGAUCAAGGGGGAGGUUCUCGUGCAAGUGUUAGUGGUGGUGAAAGGCCUGAGGAUAUUGCUUUUGCUUUGAGGUCUACAGAUAUUAGUCUUGCCAGGACCAAAAGCAUGAAGCAACCGAAAAUUAAGGGGGGUUUACUGAAAACAUUAAGGAAGAAGCUUGGAGAAGCAGUAAGCAAGUUUAUUAUUUAUGAACGCUUACCCAUGAAUUUGUCUAACUCUCCUUGGCUACACAAUUUGAUAGUUGCAGCUGCUGAAGUUGGAAAAAAUGUUAAAUGUCCAACACCUUAUGAAGUUUCUGAUGUUUAUUUAGAAGCGGAAUACAAUACCAUGCAGGAAUGGAUAAAAACUUUGAAAGGCACAUGGAAAGAUAAAGCGACAAGAGACACUGAUUUUUACUUCCAGUUGUUAGAUAAAAUUGUUGAAGAGGUGGGAGAAGAACAUGUAGUUCAAGUGGUUACAGAUAAUGAAGCAGCAUUAAAAGCAGUUGGUCAUAAGCUAAUGGAUAAGAGGCCCCAUCUUUAUUGGUUUGCAUGUGCUGCUCAUUGUUUAGAUCUUUGCUUGGAGGAUAUAGGGAAAAAGAAAAAUGUGCAGGCCGUAUUGAAUGAUGCAAAGACUGUGACUAAUUUUAUCUACAACCACAUAUGGACUGUGAGUCUCAUGAAACAAUUUACAAAUGGUAGAGAAAUUGUCCGGCCUGGUAUUACUCGGUUUGCAACACAAUGCUUACAGCUUCAAGCAAUUCUGAAACAAAAGGAUGGCUUGAUCAAGAUGUUUGACUCUCAAGCGUUCAAAAGAUCUAAGUUUGGGAGAGAUAAAUCUGGUGUUGCAUUUGAAGCCCACAAAAUUGUUAAUGAUAAAGAAUUCUGGUCGAAGUCUGUUGACAUAUUGAAAAUAUUUGAGCCUCUGGUAAAAGUUUUGAGGUUGUGUGAUGGUGAUGAGAAACCUACAAUGGGUUUUCUUUAUGAAGCAAUUGAUCGAGCUAAGCAAUCAAUUCAAAAAGAUGUUCGUUGUUUUCAACGUUACCAUGAGUACAUAGAUGAACGUUGGAGUUAUUUUUUGAAUCCGCAAUUUCAAUAUGGACUUCAACAUUGGAGAGAUGUAUACAAAGAAACAUUUGAUGGAACUAAAAAGGUCAUAAUGAGAUUGGAAAGAAACAUGGAAGAUCAAAUACAAGCUUUGAACCAGUUGAUGAUUUUUAAAGACAAAGGUGAGACAUUUGAUACACCUCAAGCACAAAUGGGAUGGUCUAAAAUGAAUCCAGCUGAACGGUGGGAAGUAUUUGGUGAAUGUGCUCCGCAACUUACACGUUUGGCUAGGGGUGUCCACCGGUCGGUUAUGUUGAAAAUGAGGCAUCAGAAGAGAAGAAGUUCAGAAGAAAUUGAAAAAAGUUUCAAUCCUAUCAAUCUUGACUACAUAUUUCAAGAAGAUGAUCCAUUAUCACCUUGGAUUGAAGAAAGAGAAAAUCCAGUGUUAGAUGGAACACAAGAUUCACAAUGGUUGCCUAUAGAUAGUUCAGAUGAUGAACUUGUGGAAGAUGGCGGCGGUGACACAAAUUCCAAUGGAAGUCGUGGUGCUUUGAGUCCACCAAGUAACAACAGUGGUGGUGGUGGAAAUGAAGUUGGUAAUCAAGGAAGUGAACAGGGUGAUGAAGAGGAUGAUCAAAGGAUGAAUGAUCCAUACCAAGAGAUGCCACAUACUAGACGUGACCAAAAUCUAGUGACUGAUAUGACUGGUCUUAGAUUAGGUCGGUACUCACAAUCUAAAAGAGAAAGAUCAACACAAAAUAUUCCACUUGAAGAAUCUUCUUCUCAUGUUGCACAAAGCUUUAGUGACUUUAGCAUUGAUGAAUAUAAUACUCACAAUGAGUACUCAAGUGAUGGAGAUCCUUCCUUGAACCACUCACCAAUUAAUUAUGAUCCUUAUUAUCAACAAUAA